GUACUCCGCUUCACACCGCACCUGCCUGGUCGCCCAACUCCACGGACGGCACCUACAGGGGAGCACUGGUCAGACAGCGCUGCUAAUGGGGGUGCUGGACUUGACUGGGGACCGGUACUUGUCACAGAACAGCAGGAGAACACGUGGAGACACCACACUGGGCCAAAGAAUGGACUAUAA
This is a messenger RNA of Pelobates cultripes (western spadefoot toad), 180 nucleotides long. NCBI's taxonomy places the organism in Eukaryota, Metazoa, Chordata, Amphibia, Anura, Pelobatidae. The record is from the annotation of a GenBank genome assembly.